This is a messenger RNA of Malus domestica (apple), 1174 nucleotides long. NCBI's taxonomy places the organism in Eukaryota, Viridiplantae, Streptophyta, Magnoliopsida, Rosales, Rosaceae. The record is from RefSeq and is a predicted model, not a curated record.
CGACUCAGCGAGUUCACUAACUUUCCUAAAAUAGGCAAAACUGUUUCAAAUUGUGCAAGCUCUUUAAAUUCAGCGGCUUUUCAUGCUUUUGUCUGCCGCAAUUGGAUUAUCCAGAGAGAUUUGACUGCCGAAGCCCUCAGAUUUUUUCAGGAAUGCGAGUAAAACACCAAAACAUACCACAAGGGACAUGGGAUAAUGGCAGAAUUAGAAAAUUUGCUCUUGGAGGCCGCGGGAAGAACAAGUUCAUCGGGGAAAAACCGACACUCACAUUCAUCAGCUAGGAGGAGACAUGGAGGUUCAUAUUCUGAUGGAGGAAGUGACUCCAGAGGUGAUGAUUUUGACGAUGGUUGUGGCUAUGCAAGCGGGAAGCCCUCUGGACCUCAAGUUCACUUGAAGAAGAGGCUGGACCCAACAGAAAUAGACGAUGAACAGGGUAGCCAGGAAGAAUGUGGUUAUAACGAUAGUGGUUCGGAUCGUGGGGGGGACAACAAUGAAUUUGAUGUUGGCAGUGAUCUUUUCAAGGAUGAAGAUGAUAGGCGGAAGCUUGCAGAGAUGUCUGAACUUCAAAGAGCUAAUUUUGUCUGAAAGAGCACAGAAGAAAGAUGACAAGAGCUUAAAGGAGAAGUUCCGACCAAAGUGGGAUAAAGGGAAGACCCUACAGUCCCGGAAAGAGACUCCACCUCUUCCAUCCUCUCGGGUGCGUUCAUCAGCUAGAUCUGCUGACAGGGCAGCUGCCAAGGAUGAUGCAUUGAAUGAGUUACGAGCAAAACGUUUGAAGCAGCAGGACCCCUGAGGCUCACCACAAGUUGAAAGAUGCUUCUAGAGGAGGAAGUUCAAGCAGUCGAAGUUUCUAAAGCAUAAUUUUGAGCUGCCAAUAUCAUUGGUUGCUCUUCAGAAGUUUGGCAGGCCAUAGGGUGCUCAGAAAGGGUUCCUGGAGAAGACGGGAUGAGGCAUGCGCUGACGCUUACAGUUGGCGACUACAUGAGAAAAUUAGGGCUUCUCUAAACAUAUUAUAACCUUAAAUGCGUUAAAAAGUUGAAUUAAAUCACCACAGAAACAAGAAAGUUCAAACAAAGAGAACAUAUUACAAACAGAUCAAGGCACGCAAAAAAAUACAGACUCUAUCUACAAACUAGCUGAUAAAACCAGAAAGUUUACUAGCUUACACAGUCGU